AUGCCGUCCACGAUUUUCCCCAAAUGGCCUCAUAUCCUCUUUGCAGUGGUAGAGCCCAUCUCACUAAUUGCCGGAUGGUCAGCUCCCAUUUUCGACUUGCGUGGAUUCAUCCUUAACCAGGCCCCAAACACCAUCCAACCGCCUGCCGAAAUCCAUAAUAGCAGCAUAGCCCUCGCCUACCAACUCGCCAACGUUUAUGGCCUUCUUUUCCUCCUGGGAGUGGGAAUCUUGCAUUCUACCACUGAGCCAGCUAUCCUUAGAAACUACCUUAUCGCUCUCGCGAUAGCUGAUGUCGGCCACGUCUAUGCCACUUAUCUGGCAAUGGGCACCGAGGCGUUCCUUGAUGUUGCAUCCUGGAACGCUAUGACCUGGGGUAAUGUUGGAAUCACCGCGUUCUUGUUCAUCAAUCGCAUUGCGUACUUUCUGGGUCUUUUUGGCUAUGCAAAGGCCCCCGAGGCGGCCAAGUUGCCCAAGUCGCCAAAGUCACCUAAGGGGAAGGGUAAAAGCAAGAGGCACUGA
Aspergillus wentii DTO 134E9 is the source of this 519-nucleotide messenger RNA. RefSeq lists its product as uncharacterized. The record is from RefSeq and is a predicted model, not a curated record. The coding region runs from base 1 to 519 and encodes 172 amino acids. NCBI's taxonomy places the organism in Eukaryota, Fungi, Ascomycota, Eurotiomycetes, Eurotiales, Aspergillaceae. The transcript is spliced from 2 exons.